UACUAGAAAUGUAUUGAGUUUGUUGACAAAUUAAUUCUAAAUUUUCCAUUCCUUUUAUUUCAGUAUUUAUCUUAAUUUCGGCUAAACUUUAAAAGUUUUUGAACAUGACAUCCAUGGAUUCCGUUGUGGUUGCCAGCAUUGUGCAUUUGAUCUUCCGAUAUGGCUUUAAUAUGACACCACAAUCGAAGCUUCAAACACCUGGGCCAUCAAUUCCCACAGUCAUCGUAUUUGUGGCAGUAUUGAAUAUUAUCUAUGAUAAUCAAUUCAUACCAUCACGCUUUGAUAAUGUCCCAGCUGGAUUUCGAUAUACUUUAGAGGUGGUGUCAUCGAUUGUCUUAAUGGAAUCUGUCAUGAUAUUUUGGAUGUCGGUCGAACAUUGCGUAUUUUUGUUAUCCAAGCAUACACUUCUUGGCUUGGAACUUGUAAGCAGAUCCACCUACAUGCAACAUGAAACUCAAAUAAUUGGCGGCCUAACGUAUCCACUGUCUGUGGUGAUUUUUGUGAUAACUUCUCAGACCACUGAUCUUCACGCUCGGGUGCUUCAAAAUUUUAAUGACUAACGAAUCAAUAUAGUUACAAACUGACAAAUUUUAAAUGAAGAUAAAGUAUUUUAUAAAAAAAAUAUAAAUUAA
This is a messenger RNA of Drosophila sulfurigaster albostrigata, 632 nucleotides long. RefSeq lists its product as uncharacterized. Lineage: Eukaryota; Metazoa; Arthropoda; Insecta; Diptera; Drosophilidae. The coding region runs from base 105 to 560 and encodes 151 amino acids. The record is from RefSeq and is a predicted model, not a curated record. The transcript has a single exon.